Molecule: messenger RNA, 3250 nt
Organism: Nycticebus coucang (slow loris)
Lineage: Eukaryota; Metazoa; Chordata; Mammalia; Primates; Lorisidae
Gene: TF
Product: transferrin
Biological process (GO): iron ion transport; antibacterial humoral response; intracellular iron ion homeostasis
Cellular component (GO): recycling endosome; extracellular region; early endosome
Molecular function (GO): ferric iron binding
Source: RefSeq, a predicted model, not a curated record
AUCACGGCCUGGCUGGCUCUGCGGAGGAUAAAAGGGUGCGGGGCAUGGGGAGGGGGCACAGAAGCAGGUCGGCCUGUGCUCACUGCUCCGUGCUGCGCCGCAGACUGAGAGGAUGAGGCUCGCUGUCAGUGCCCUGCUGGCCUGCGCUGUCCUGGGGCUGUGUCUGGCUGUCCCUGAGAAAACUGUGAGAUGGUGUGCCGUGUCAGAUCAUGAGGCCAGUAAGUGCCACGGUUUUCGUGAUAACAUGAAAAAAGUCCUUCCAGAUGGUGUCCGAGUCACAUGUGUGAAGAAAGCUUCCCAUCUUGAUUGCAUCAAGGCCAUCGCGGCAAAUGAAGCGGACGCUAUAACACUGGAUGCAGGCUGGGUGUAUGAGGCAGGCCUGACUCCCAACAACCUAAAGCCUGUUGUGGCAGAAUUCUAUGGGUCAAAAGACAAUCCACAAACCUACUACUAUGCUGUCGCUGUGGUUAAGAAGGGCAGUGGCUUCCAGCUGAAUGAGCUCCGAGGCAAGAAGUCCUGCCACACAGGCCUGGGCAGGUCUGCGGGCUGGAACAUCCCCAUUGGCUUACUUUACUGUGACUUACCUGAGCCACGUCAGCCUCUUGAGAGAGCAGUGGCCAAUUUCUUCUCGGGAAGCUGUGUUCCCUGUGCGGAUGGGGACUCCUUCCCCCAGCUGUGUCAACUGUGCCCAGGCUGUGGCUGCUCCUCCCUUCAACCAUACUUCGGCUACUCAGGAGCCUUCAAGUGCCUGAAGGAUGAUGUUGGGGAAGUGGCCUUUGUCAAGCACUUGACCAUAUUUGAGAACCUGCCAAACAAGGCUGACAGGGACCAGUAUGAGCUGCUCUGCCUGGAUAACACCCGGAAGUCAGUGGAUGAUUUUGAGAACUGCCACUUGGCUAAGGUCCCUUCUCACGCUGUUGUGGCCCGAACUGUGGACGGCAAGGAGGACUUGAUCUGGGAGCUUCUCAACCAGGCCCAGGAACAUUUUGGCAAAGACAAAUCAGACGACUUCCAAUUGUUCAGCUCUUCUCUGGGAAAGGACUUGCUAUUUAAGGACUCUGCCCAGGGGUUUUUAAAGGUCCCCUCUAGGAUGGACUUCAGACUCUACCUGGGAUAUGAGUAUGUCACUGCUCUUCGGAAUCUACGGGAAGGCACAUGCCCAGAAACCUCAACGAAAGAAUGCACAGUGAAGUGGUGUGCAGUGAGCCACCAUGAGAGGCGCAAGUGUGAUGAGUGGACUGUUUACAGUGGAGGGAAAAUAGAGUGUGAAUCAGCAGAGACAACGGAAGACUGCAUCGCCAAGGUCGUGAAUGGAGAAGCUGACGCCAUGAGCUUGGAUGGAGGGUAUGUCUACAUCGCGGGCCAGUGCGGUUUGAUGCCUGUCAUGGCAGAGAACUAUGAGAAGUACGCAAAUAGCGAAACAUGUGUGGACAACCCAGAGAAAGGGUAUCUUGCUGUGGCAGUAGUAAAGAAAUCAUCUGCUGACCUCACCUGGAACACUCUGAGAGGCAAAAAGUCCUGCCACACUGCAGUGGACAGAACCGCUGGCUGGAACAUCCCCAUGGGCCUGCUCUACAAUGAGCUCAACCACUGCCAAUUUGAUGAAUUUUUCAGUCAAGGCUGUGCCCCUGGGUCUCCGAAAAAUUCCAGUCUCUGUGAGCUGUGUAUGGGCCCAAACCCCAACAAGUGUAAUGCCAAUAGCAAGGAGGGAUACUAUGGCUACACAGGAGCUUUCAGGUGUCUAGUUGAGAAGGGAGAUGUGGCCUUUGUGAAAGCCCAGACUAUUGAGCAGAACACUAAUGGAAGCAACACUGACCCAUGGGCUAAGGAUCUGAAGGAUAAUGAAUUUGAAUUGCUGUGCCUUGAUGGCACCAGGAAGCCUGUGUCUCAGGCUAAUAACUGCCACCUGGCCCGAGGCCCAAAUCAUGCCGUGGUCACACGGAAAGAUAAGGCAGCUUGUGUCCGUGAGACGUUACGUCACCAGCAGGGCGAGUUUGGACAUUUUGAACCUGACUGCUCGAAGAAGUUCUGUAUGUUCCAGUCUGAGACUAAGGACCUUCUAUUCAAAGAUAACACUGUAUGUUUGGCCACAAUUAAAGAUGACGUCACAUACAAAAAAUACUUAGGAGAAGAAUAUGUUAAGGCUGUUGGUAACCUAAGAAAAUGCUCAACCUCACCCAUCUUAACACGUAGGAACUACCACUCCCGUGAGGCUUCGCUCCCCGCGCCUGCGCAGAGCCCAGGGCCACGUCGCUUUUGCGGCGAGGGACCACGCGCCUCACCCAUGGCUUCCGCGGACUCUCGCCGCGUGCGGGAUGACAUUGGUGCCGGGGGCAGCUUCCAGCCCUACCUAGACUCCUUUCGGCAGGAGCUGCAGCAGACAGACCCGACGCUGUUGUCAGUAGUGGUGGCUGUUUUUGCGGUGCUGUUGACGCUGGUGUUCUGGAAGUUCAUCCGGAGCAGAAGGAGCAGUCAGAGAGCUGUUCUUAUUGUCGGUCUGUGCGACUCUGGGAAAACAUUGCUCUUCGUCAGGUUGUUAACAGGCCUUUACAGAGACACUCAGACAUCCAUUACUGACAGCUCUGCUACAUACAGAGUCAACAAUAACAGGGGCAACAGCCUGACCUUGAUUGACCUCCCUGGCCAUGAGAGCUUGAGGCUUCAGUUCUUAGAGCGAUUUAAGUCUUCAGCCAGGGCUGUUGUGUUUGUUGUGGAUAGUGCAGCAUUCCAACGAGAGGUGAAAGAUGUGGCUGAGUUUCUGUAUCAAGUCCUGCUUGACAGUAUGGUUCUGAAGAAUACACCGUCAUUCUUAAUAGCCUGCAAUAAGCAAGAUAUUGCAAUGGCAAAAUCAGCAAAGUUAAUUCAACAGCAGCUUGAGAAAGAACUCAAUACCUUACGAGUUACCCGUUCUGCUGCCCCCAGCACACUGGACAGUUCCACCGCUGUCCCUGUUCAGCUAGGAAAGAAAGGCAAAGAAUUCGAAUUCUCACAGUUGCCACUCAAAGUGGAAUUCCUGGAAUGUAGUGCCAAGGGUGGAAGAGGGGACACUGGCUCUGCUGAUAUCCAGGACCUGGAGAAGUGGCUGGCUAAAAUCGCGUGAGGGGCAGCUCCAAAGCACAAGACACGGAUAUGUGUGUGACUGAUUCAGUUUUGGGAAAAGGGCUAUGGUAGUCUUGGGUUGAUAAAGAAAAGGUACAAAAUGAGGUUAGAAACAUUUCCUUGUUCUUGAAACAAAUUACUGUUGAAACCA